Haliotis rufescens (red abalone) is the source of this 2283-nucleotide messenger RNA. RefSeq lists its product as uncharacterized. Lineage: Eukaryota; Metazoa; Mollusca; Gastropoda; Lepetellida; Haliotidae. Bases 21 to 1025 code for a protein of 334 amino acids. The transcript has 2 exons. The record is from RefSeq and is a predicted model, not a curated record.
ACCAGUCUCCAUUCUUCCUUAUGUUUGGUCGUGAACCUCGUCUGCCUGUAGAUCUUGCUUUUGGGAUCGAGACCAACAAGAAUCAUCAGUCUCUGACAGCUUAUGCAAAGUCUCUGAAAAAGAAGCUCCAAGAAGCCUAUGACCUGGCGUCAAAGGCAUCAAAGACUGCCCAAGUCAAACAGAAAGCCAGCUACGACUUGAAGACUAGAGGGGCCACUGUACAGACAGGUGAUCGAGUUCUGGUGAAAGCCUUAGCCUUUGAUGGUAAGCACAAGUUGGCAGAUCGCUGGGAGGAAGAUCCUUAUGUUGUUCUCUUGCAACCAAACCAGGAUAUCCCUGUGUUUGUAGUGCAGAAAGAAUCUGGUGAAGGGAGGAAGAGGACGUUGCACAGAAACCAUCUCCUGCCCAUUGGAUCAGUACCAGCGAUCAUGGAUAACAGAGUACCAGCAGCCAAGAAGCCAACUCCAAGACCAAGAAAGACAGUGAAGAAGACUAUAGAAGAGGAUAUCCAGGAGGAUAAAGAGUCUGACUAUGAUGCUCCAUUCUAUUUUCCAGCAGUUGCUGAGGAUGCUACCAUCAUCAGUGAAGACACUGUGGAAGAGAGUGCGGCUACUUCAGAGACAACAGGUGACGAUCUACAGUCUCUUGGAGUAGCAGGUGAUGCUUCUGGUGGUGACGACCACAUACCUGAAGAAGACAGCAGCACAGAAGCAGAUCCUGAAGCAGUGCAACCACCAGAAAACACUGAAGAGGAGCCGGAAGACUCAGUCAGAGAAGAGCUACCUCCUCCUGUACCACCUGAUACUAAUCCCCAACCCAUACCUGCACCAAGAAGAACUGGUAGACUAACAAGGAAGCCUGCCUGGCAAACCUCCGGAGAUUAUGUGAUGUGCCAGACUUCUCACCCAGAUUGGCAGCAGAGGAGUCGACGCCUGGAACAACUGGCAGCGACCGGCAUUUUAGGACACAUCAGCACCAGCAUCUCCAAGGCAUUGCUUUCCCUUGUUGACGAAGAACCGGAAUGACGAGGACGCCAUUAUUCAAGGGAGAGAAGUAUGUGACAGGAUCCGAUAAUUGUAUAUAUUUUCAGAGUUUUAUCAGUUUAGAUUUUUACUGAAUUAAAUAUUCAGUCAAAUAUGUUUUAAACAUUAUAUACUUCACACUUCAGCUCUCCUAAUUCUCUGUUUCAGCUUACUGCAUGAGUACUUUGCCAUAGCCUCAAUCACCUAGUGCACUAUCACACAAUAGCCUGCCCAAGCGCGCCCCUCAAAGCCCCUUUGUGUUUCAGGUUCUAGCUUACUGUCUCCAGUUUUAAAGGGUUUAGUUUUACUACAGUUUAGAGCACAUUUGAUGUUACUGUCAAACACACGUAUAUCAUUGGAAUUCACAAUUUGGACAAUUUGGACUAAUUGUGGUGUUUGAUCUAUUGGACAUUUUGGAAUUCACUUCUAAAGGUUGGUCUUUUGAUGAUAUUUUAUUGUUUGUGCGUAUUCCUAGGAUUUGUAGGUAUAUUGUGUUUAUGCUCUUGAUAAUUUGGCUGUUUUGGUCAUGUUGUAAAUAUUCGCCAGAUCAUAGUAAUUAGUUGUAUUUCUGUAUGCAUUACAAGUGUUAUUAUUUACGUAAGGUAAAUAAUUCAGUAAGUGCUAAGUUUAUGCUUAAAAUACUAUUUAACUAAAUCUUCAAUCACUGUGAAGCUGAUGUAUGAAAGUAUGAAGUAUGAAAGUAAGAAUGUGAAACAUAUAUGUUGCUAGGUAACAUAUUGGUAUAAAUGAAUGUGUAAUGUAUGAAUGUAUAAUGUAUGAAUGAAUCAGGGUUUUACUAUUAUAUUUUAGAAUUGUUUUAAGUUACUCUGCAAUAACACUAUGUUUCGGUUUGUAGUAAUAUUGCUGCUAUCAGAUUGGUCUGCACAGUGUGUAUAUAUAUUCAUUUAUUUGUCGUGCAGAUGUAGCUGUAAUACUUGUGCAGAGGUCUGUGUCUGGACUGAUGAACCCAGGUCCACACACUUGGGUUCAAAACAUUUAUCAGUAAUAAACUUGGCUAUAAUUCGAACAACACCUGCGUCUGUCCUUCAUGUCAAGAAGCAGUCCCGGUUUCAAUGGAGCCCCCAGUGAGGACUUUAGCCUAGAAAAGACACAGACAGCUACCUAUUGACUUCAUCGUCCCUUGUCCACUACAUGUGCUAUGACGUCAUUCUGGGAAACAUCGUAACAUGCCGUUACACGCGUGUGAGACAUUUUUUGUGAUUUUGAAUUAUAUAGACUCAAUAUCAACAGCUUAUAAUGU